This is a messenger RNA of Closterium sp. NIES-65, 729 nucleotides long. The record is from the annotation of a GenBank genome assembly. Lineage: Eukaryota; Viridiplantae; Streptophyta; Zygnematophyceae; Desmidiales; Closteriaceae.
AUGGUGCAACACCUAACCCAUACUCGCAUUGUGCAGCUUCAUGAUGUUGUACCAGACGUGGGGAACCCCGUCGUGCAGGGCAUUGUCACAUUCUUCAGCAACUCUCCAUCGGCCGCGAACACGUUGCAGUGGACAUUCCAGGCACUGUGGGGGGUGGCGACAUCUCACAUUCAGCUCGCGUUUUGGCGCACUGGGUGCGUCCCGGACGAGUGGCUGCCUCGGCUUCAGGCGAUCAACCGCGACCUGCAUGUCGAGGUUGUGGAGCAGCUCGUCGUUAGCCUCACGAGCCUGCAGAGGAGGCUGGACCAGUUGGACAUCCCCGACUGCGUGAUGGAUGCAUUGGACUACGCAACUUGGGAUGACACCAUGGACGAGGAUACGGCCGAACGUUUUCCAGAGCCGGUCAUCCGUCGGACUGAUGAUUCAAGCUGUGUCGGCCGCGUCAAAUGGGACGACAGGAUUCGCCGCCGGUUCAUGCGUAUGGCAUCUGAUGCGUACACAAGGCUUGCUAGCGCGACGGGAGUAGCUCCGAGUGUCGUCGUCACGCUUAAGCGCUUGGGGAACCCGGACCUCGUUGACCGUCUGCUGCGCACACCAGAGAAGAAGGUUAGGAGGCAUUCAUACGCGCCUUCCUCGUCCAUGUCUUCCACGGCCAGCGAGGAGAUAUGCUUCAACUCCCCAACGGCAUCUCUGUCUAGUGUGCAUGGGGAUAUUGAGUAUGGGAUGUAG